AUGAACUGUCUUUGCACCUGUUGCAAGAGGAAGCGCAAGCCCCUCGGGGUUCAUUAUCGAGGAUCAUGUUGCUUCCCGUCCCCGCCGAACCGAAUUCGUGGAGCUUUGUUUCUCACCAGCUGUCAGGUCCACCAGAAGCAGGGGCAGCCAGCCGGGCGAUCCGAGUGUUUCCUGGCUUUGAUGCGAUCCGACUGUGCCUGGAGCAUGUCCACAGUGGGCUUGACUGCCCAGGAGAUCUCUUUUCCCAUAGAAAACCCCUUCCUCAGGGGCAGCUACUGUCACAGCAUGGCUGGAUCCAAACCGUCCUGGAGCUAUCGCCAUGAGCCCAUGGACAACAGCUUCUACUUCAGCAUGGAUACCGCACACACGGAUCACAGCUAUCGGUCGCAGCCAAAGGGUCCACCUCCCAGCUAUGAAAGUAAGCGCCUGUUCUCUCCUAUCCGCCACAUGUUUUCUCCCAAGCAUAAAAGCCAAAAACAUAAACACAGUCCCAGCUCACAGAGGUUACCUCCCAAGAAAUCCCGGCCCUCCCACCUCUCCCUGUCCUGCAGCGCCGAACCAUCCACCCCUAGUCCGGCUGACGACGACCAGGUGGUCCCUUCAUUCCAGAGGCUCUCGUUCUAUGAGUUCAGCAGCCCGCCACAGACGCCGGACAGAUGCUCCAAGCCUCUGCCACCCAUCCCCCCGCAGACAGACAUUUCCUCUGAGCAGGCUAUAGACAACGAAGUAGAAUUUUUUACGAGCACGGAUGAUAACAUCCGCUUGGUGUCCAGCGUUGACCAGAGUUCCAAACCGUCUCCGUUUCGAUACGGGCUCCCCAGCCGAAGGAGCUUCAGGGACUGUGGGCAGAUUAACUAUGCUUACUACGAUGGUCCUUUAGGACCGAAAAGCUCCGGACAGCCCCAGCAGCAGCAGCAGCAGCACCAUCAGGCUCAUCCGCCACAAGAAGUGCGAGAACAGCAUCAGCCGCAAGCACUAGACCCCCCCGCCCCGGCGGUUUGCCAGAGACCCCAGGACAAAGCUCAGAGGAGGCUGCGGCGUUCCCACUCCGGCCCCGCCGGCUCUUUACACAAGCCCUCCCUGCUGCGCCUCACAUGCCACAGGCGUCAUGCCAACAGCACAGAUAAAGCGGAGGUGCCGCCGCCCAUCCCCCCGCGCACGCUCAAGACCGGGGACUGCCGGCGCUGGUCAGCGGAGGUCUCCUCCGGGGCUUACAGCGACGAAGACAAGCCACCCAAGCUGCCCCCGAGGGACCCGCUGUCCAGGGGCAGCUCCCGCACUCCCAGUCCCAAGAGCCUGCCCACCUACACCAACGGGGUGAUGCCGCCCACCCAAAGCUUUGCGCCCGAUCCGAAGUACGUAAGCGGCCGGAGUUUUCACAGACAGAACAGCGAGGGGUCUCCCUGCAUCCUUCCUGUGAUGGAGAACGGCCAGAAGGCCAGCACCACACACUACUACCUUCUGCCUCAGCGUUCCGCCUUUGCAGACUCGCCUUGUGACUUCCACAACAGGCGGAAGGUGGAUUUAGUUUGAAAGAUUUCAGUUGAAACCAUAGAAGACUCUACCGUACAUGAGCAAGGAAGAAAAAAAAAAGACUUGAGGAAAUAAUGAGACUGGACACGAACAACCCCUCAAAUUGCUGCUUUUACUGUUUCUUUUUGUACCACUACAUAUUCUGAACGCACAGGGUAUGUGUGCACUGUAUACAGUUACUGGGAAUGUUGGAGUAGCUAUCACAGUUGAGAUACUUUCAGUGAAACAGUAUCUGGCUAAAGAUUGUGGGCAAGAUUCAGCAUUUUAGAGCUUAUUUUUUUAUAAGGUUUUAUUUCAUGACAUUCAUUGUUGUAUUUUGUUUUUCUUGUGCAGAUAAUGCGAUACAAUCAGGGGGCAAGCAGGGCUUGAACCUAAUGUACUCAGUGUUUUGUGUGUGGAAUGGUGAGGAUGUUUUGUGUAAUGCACCAGGGCUUUGUUUGAUGCUACUUUUGUAUCUCACAAGGGACAAAAGGUCAGUAAUGUAACUGUGUCUCACUUAAAAUAUGAAGUCUAAAUCUAAGCCCAGUGAAAUUUAAACAUAAUGAAGGAUGCUAGCACACAAAUCUCCGGUCUGUUUGCUAAUAUGAAUCAACAAUGGCAUGGUUUUUUCUUCUUCGAUGAAGCUUCAGUUCACACUCAAGCUAACUAUGCUGGUAAAAUGUAGUGUUUCUUCCAAAAAGGCACAUUGUUGCUUGUAGCUGCUCAUGUUUGCUUGGAAAUGUGCAGCUUAUAUGGUGUAGUUGUCUGUUGAGGAGCAUAUUUGCGUCUGUUUGUGUGGGAUCGUGACUGUGCAUAUGUGUAAGUGGAGAGCACUUGGCAAAGUGUUCAGGCGGUGCAGCAAAGAAUGGCUUUCUGCUGCCAGACAGUUGUCAACCGUGCUUGUUACGAUGUGCUGCUUGUUUGCAGUACACUCAUUUGAUUGCUUUUUUUCGGUGCCCAGGUCGGUUUUGUUGCACAGAAAUUGGUCUGCUGGAUGUAAGUGUGUAUAUAUGCUACUCUCGCUGAAAUUCCCUUACGCAGUUGAAGGAUUUUUUUUUAUUUUUUACUGUUGGUCAAGCUGUGAUUAAUUGCUUGAAACGAAUUAGCCUCCAGGCCUACCUCACUAUGAUAUUAACCCAAUAUUUCACAUUCUCACUGUUUAAAGUGUGCCCAAUGUUCAAAUCUGGCAUUCUAAUCUACUAAAAUUGAGGUAACAGCGUCAUAGGUGACCUGACAAAAUGCUCUUUUAAAACAAAUUCAGUUACAUUCGAGUUAUAAGCCACUUCUAACCAGGUAUCCAUAAAUAGAGAUUUUUAGACCAUGCAGAUCUUAGAUCAGAGAUGUUAGCCUAACCUGUUUAUACAGGCACAUUACAAAGACAGUGAAGGGUUUACCUGCCUGACACAGACUUUCCUGUUCUGCACAUGCAUUCCUGCCUUUACGUGAUUGCAGUGGGUGUGGUCUGACAGACUUUGGCUGCUGGCAGUCAAGAAAAUGUAUGAAUUUUAUUGUUGUAGAUUAUUCACAAAGCGUCAGGAUGUUAUAGAAAAUGUAGCACAUAUGUUGAAGUAACCCUUUGGUAUCAAACCCCGUGUUCAGUUUGGGAAUAUAUCUGCUAAGGUCAAUCAAUCGGUCAUUGAAGUAUACUUUUCCUCUCCCUUCUGCUCACAAGCUUUGCAAACACUAAGUUGCUUUAGAUUUAAAUGUUUGAAAUGUUUACAUCAUACACUAUUUAAUCUUAAGGUAUUCUUAUGUCUUAUCAGAAAUAACAAAGCUGAAUGAAGACUAGUUUAUCAAGAAAAUAACUUCUCUGCUGUGGUGAAGACAUGCACUGGGAGAGUUCAGUAUGCUGUGUACAGUAUUUAACAAUUCCAUUCAUUAUCAUGAACAGUUGAUGAGUAUAUAGUCUUGAAAAAGGAAGCCAAAUAAAAGAGACUUAUUUAUGA
This is a messenger RNA of Menidia menidia (Atlantic silverside), 3458 nucleotides long. NCBI's taxonomy places the organism in Eukaryota, Metazoa, Chordata, Actinopteri, Atheriniformes, Atherinopsidae. The record is from the annotation of a GenBank genome assembly.